This is a messenger RNA of Debaryomyces hansenii CBS767, 2997 nucleotides long. It is a transcript of the gene PUT3, whose product is annotated as Put3p. The transcript has a single exon. Gene Ontology annotation, molecular function: DNA binding; DNA-binding transcription factor activity, RNA polymerase II-specific; zinc ion binding. Gene Ontology annotation, biological process: DNA-templated transcription; regulation of DNA-templated transcription. Lineage: Eukaryota; Fungi; Ascomycota; Pichiomycetes; Serinales; Debaryomycetaceae. The record is from RefSeq and is a predicted model, not a curated record. Bases 1 to 2997 code for a protein of 998 amino acids.
AUGAAUGGGCAAGGCCUAGAUUCUGAUGCAGAGGAUAUGAAGGAAUCGAGGAUAUCAUUGGAAACUAGCGAUUCAAGAAACCCCGAAUCGCAAGCCGCAGAAUCGAACAAGACAUCGCUGUUUGGACAGAUGAAACCCAAGAGAACAUCGGUGGCAUGCAUCAGAUGUAGAACACGUCACAUCAGAUGUCCUGGGGGAGAUCCCUGUAAAAAAUGUCUUUUAGCCAAGAGCAAAUGUGAAUAUGUGGAAGCAGAUAAGAAGAUUGUGGUAUCUAUGAAAUAUCUAUCAAAGUUGCAUGAUGACAUAGCUAGGUUAAAGAAGGAUAAUGCCAUGUUGAGAAACAAUCUCAAGGAAGAGGAAAUUAGGAGUACCAAAAAUGGACAGGACAUACCUAGCACUCCGUAUCAGGCAAACUUAUAUCAGCUGCAUAGUCCACAACCGUUAGCAACUUUUGAUGAUCCGAAUAAUCUGGCAACGAUACCUACUUCGCAGUAUUCUUCGUUCAGCAAUGAAGUAAUACAGCCAACACUCGAUAAACAUGGGCGUAUAAUAGAGUCUAGAACAGGCGAGAAGGUGUAUGUUGGUUCUUCUUCAAUGACGUUAUUUGGGUUGGAAAUUCAGAAUAUGAUUCCGUCUAAUGUAACACCAACAUUGUUUGACGAGCCCAGUGACACUCCAUUGAAUAAUUCUCCAGGAGGAGGAACCUUGGAUACGCCGAGUGUUGCGUCUGAUAAUGGCCACCGGACUAAUAAAAGGCGAACGGAGAUUCUUGAAAAAGAAGGCAACGCCUAUAAGAUCAUUCUAGCAAAAACUAAUACUCGUCCGGGCUUAUCGAUUGAUUUGACAUUACCUUCAUAUUCAUAUGCCAUGUUAUUGGUGGAUACAUUUGUUAACUAUAAUGAUGGCUGUUUCUAUUUUUUUAAUGAAGGGUUGGUGAAGAGAUACUUGAUGAACCUAUACUCAGGAAAGACUGCUGAAAAUAAGAUGAUAAUGAAGAGAAACCUUUCUCAUGCGAGCACUUUCCCAUUGGAUGAGAAUGAAGCUAAGAAAAUCGAUGAAGAGGAUACUAUUCUUGAAACCAUAUGGUUCUGCAAAGUAUUAUUAAUUUUUGCGACUGGUGAAAUGUAUUUGGGUACCGAGUCAGACACUCAUAUAAAGACACAUAAAGAACAGACUGCAAGUAAUAUAAUAAAGAGGCCUAGAAAUAAAAGGAAGGACAGUGAGAGCGAUGAAGUGAAAGCAGAUACGAAGACUAAUUCGUUGCCUGGUUCUAAAUUCUUUCAUCAGGCUUCUGAAUUAUUCACUGGCUUGUUUGCAUCUGGAGCGAUUGACAAUGUGAGGAAAGAUGGAGGUGUAGAAGCGAUGCUAUUGUACGCAUUUUAUUUACAAGUAGCAGAUUGCACUGUUUCGUCAUAUUUCUAUUUCGGUAUGGCAUUGAGGGCGGCUUUAAUUUUAGGGUGGCAUGUUGAUGCUGACAAGGAAAAUUUAAACAGGUUUGAGUUGGAACAUAGAAGAAGAAUAUGGUGGACCGUAUAUAUGUAUGAAAGAAUGCUUUCAUCAAAAGCUGGAUUGCCACUUAGUUUCGCCGAUGCCAGUGUAUCCACUGAACUACCAUCAGACUUUGAUAUGCGUCUAGAUGAUUUCCCGAAGGAUGAGAAUGAUGUUAGAGGAUAUUACAUAUUUCCACCAAAUGAAUACAUCAAGAACUGUGUAACAAUUACUCAAAUUAAUGCUAUAAUUUUAUCCGCAUUAUAUACUAAACAACCAACUGUUAACAUUUUGCCAGUUGUGUCCGAUUUAGUGCAUAAAUUAUUAAGCUGGAAGAAUUCGCUUCCCGAUUUCUUGAAAGUGGACUUCUCAGCCGAUAAUAUGCAUGUUUCCAGACUCGUAGUUAACCUCAUGACAGAAUAUUUCCAAGGUAUGAAUCUUGCUGUUCGUCCACUAUUGUUUCAUUUUGCUACGAAGAAGUUGAAAGAACUCCAAUUCCAGAAUAAUAGCAGCAAGUACGUUGAUUUGACUAAGUAUUCAAAAAAUGUUCUAAGCUUGUUGAAUAGUUCAUUCCAAGCAUCAAUAAGUACAGUUAAAUGCAUAUGGUCACUAUUACCUGAAAAUAUGGUUGCAUUGUUUGGAUGGAUGGACAGAGAAUACUUGUUUACUUCUGCCUCUACAUUGAUUUUAUUUAAUGCAUCUUUUGGUGUUCACGAUGCGACGAAGGAACAUUUAGACCAUGCCCUUAUAAUAUUCACAAGAAUGAAAGAUUUAGGGAAUUAUCCAGCUGCCUUAAGGAGAGCUCAAUUAUUGAAGUUAAUUAGUGUUUUAGAUUUUAAUGGUGUUAUGUCUGAUUUAUUGGCCAAGCAUGACAUUGAUGACCUUUAUAAUGAAACCUCAAUGGACUCUAAUAUGCCAAGUAAUAUGCCUUCUGGUGAUACAUUUGAGACAGUAAAGGGAUUUAGGAACGUUGGUGACAUGACAGCCACGCCUGCGGACUUGGGUCAAGAGAACUUAAAAUUAGGCAGCGAGGUGAACCUAGAAUCAAAGGCGAAUAAUUCAGAUUUCGAUUUCCUACAAUUUACAAGCUCACUUCCAGCGAAUGUGGCAAAUCAAACAAAUUCUAUGGCUACGGCAUCAUCAGAUGAUACACUAGGCAUUAAUUUACAGAUGCCAUCGGGUAUGGGUGGCACAGGUGAUAUAUAUAAUAACUCAGAUUUAGCUGGUAUUGAAGGUUUAACGUAUUUGGAUGAGGAACAACAAUUAUGGAAUGAAAUCACUAAUGAGGCUGUUUGGUUAAAUGUACCAAAUACAAGUAAUCAACUGAACAGCGACUUAGCUAAUAAAGGCAAUGGUCAACCAAGUAGCAUGGAAUUUAAUGGUCCACUUCAUGGGUUUGAUUCAACUUCCAAAUUGUUUGGGAGCCUGUCAGCAGCUAACUUUUCAAAUUUAUCUGGAGGAUAUACUGAUAUAGUGAACCAAGAAUUUCAAGAUAUAAUGGAUGAAUGA